AUGAUAGCCACAAGGUAUCUGCUGAGAAUCAGCCUGCUUCUCGUGGGCUUAUUUGCGUCACAUGCCCUAUCGAGCACCAUCAAUGCCGAUCAGGAGUGUGUUUCUGCUGUCUUUAGUAUUGUGGGAGGUCUCAGCUUUGUAGGCGUCGGCUAUGGCAAGUACUACGUAGCCAACUGCCAGAACCCGCUCAAAGUUGCCUCCAUCUACGCCGUCUCCAAGACCUACUGCCCGCCCUCUGACCUGGAUCCUGGCAUCGAAUACGUCAAGUCGUUAUGUCGAAAGUACGGCGGCGCGGAACCUUUAUCGGAGGCAGAUGUGGCUGCCAACCUGACGGAUGAAGCAAUCAGCCAGUAUCCCAUUCUUGAUCAGACUGAUGAUCUGGUCUCGACGAAUCUUACAACACCGGUUUUGAUCUCGAAGCAUUGGUUUGAUCUGGGCUUCAAGACGGAGGUCGAAUGGGCCAUGUACGGAUUCUGGGGCAUCGUUCUCCUCUUCGGAACUUUUCAUCGCCUCAUCUCCCACUUCCUCGAAGGCCGUGUGCUUCCGUCGUCGACCGGCCCCGAAGAUACCGGAUCGGCUGAUAGCCGUGAAAAAUCCAGAGCAGGAACCAAGUCACUUGGGCAUCUGUACUCGAGAAUACGCAAGGGCCUUACUACUCCCAGUGUUUUCCCUCCGUAUCACCAGCAGCUUCUGUUUGGGUGCACGAUCCCUACUCGGCUUGAGCUAUUCAUCGUUGCCUCGUACUGGAUCGUCAGCUUCGUGCUCUGCUGCGUCAGCUAUCGUCCAUUCGACGGCAACCUAUACUGGCCCAAGGUUUCUGCUCAGCUAUGGCGAUAUAUUGCCGACCGAACGGGCGUCAUGUCGUACGCCAACCUACCGCUGAUAUGGAUGUUUAGCGGCCGAAAUAACAUCUUCAUCUGGCUGACGGGCUGGCAAUUCUCCACGUUCAACCUGUUCCACAGACACAUUGCUCGCGUGGCGACAUUGCAGGCCAUUAUUCACUCCGUUGGAUACACGGCAUUUUACUACACGGCCGGUUACGGUAUGUUGAUCGCUUGCCUCUCAUGGAGAGCAACGUGUGCGAUGAGCUUUAUUGUCUUCUUCUCCUUCAGCUGGUUCCGCAGAAAGAUUUACGAGUCAUUCCUACUCAUCCACAUCGUCCUAUCUGUCGUGGUGAUUGUCGCCCUGUUCUACCACACAUCCAUCUUUGACGGCCAAUAUGACCCAUAUCUAUGGCCUCUCGUUGCCAUCUGGAGCUUCGAUCGUUUCCUGAGAAUCGUCCGGGUAGUCUACUGCAAUAUCCACGUUCGGCUGCGUAAGACAAAGCUCCAGAGAAGCAUCGCGGCCAUAGCUUACGACCAGGACGCCAACAUCAUCACCGUCCAGAUCAACACACAUGUGAAACCGGGACCAGGACAGCACUAUUAUCUGUACCAGCCCUUCCGCCUCAAAGGCUGGGAGAAUCACCCUUUCACCCUGGCCCAUUGGAACCAGCCUGGAGGACAAACAGGAUCAACAGAUGUGCAAUCGAGAACCGUGGAUGGCUCUGUUGUGACAUCGUUCGAGAGCGGUUCGCCACAUGGAGGCAUGGCAGGCGAGCAUCUUCUUUCCUUCUGGAUUCGCCCCUAUGACGGCUGGACUCGCCAUCUCCGUGACGUCUGUCUCAAGGCUCAGACCAAGUCCCAGGUUCCCGCAGUCCAUAAAGAGACCAUCCUCCUCGAAGGCCCCUACGGCAUGGCGGAGCCCUUGUGGGCUUAUGACGAGGUCCUUCUCUUCGCCGGCGGGUCUGGUAUCGCGACCAUGGUUCCGUACAUACUUGAUCACAUGGAAAGAACCACUGCGUCUAACAAAGCGAGACGAACACGCACACGCGCAUUGACGCUCGUGUGGUCAAAUCGCAGCCAAGCUUUCAUGAAGCGGGUUGCCCAGCGCGAGCUCGCCGCGGCACUUGCGCGAGACGACAUCGAGUGGAUGGCGGAGAGCAGUGUGCUCAGGGGCAAGGAGGAGACGGAUGUGUCUGAGUCGCCUGAUGGUGCGGCUGUGGCAAUUAGGAUGGGCAGGCCAGAUAUCGGGGUCAUGAUUGAGAAAGCGGCUGAGUCUGCCUCUGCGUCUGGAUCACGGCUGGCGGUGUUUGCGUGUGGCCCUGGAGAGAUGGCGGAUGCGGCGAGGGCGGCGACAUAUCGGGCGAUGAAGCAGAGCCAUUCUGUCGAGUAUUUCGAGGAGGCGUUUGGGUGGUAA
Molecule: messenger RNA, 2238 nt
Organism: Trichoderma reesei QM6a
Lineage: Eukaryota; Fungi; Ascomycota; Sordariomycetes; Hypocreales; Hypocreaceae
Exons: 7
Coding region: 1-2238 (745 amino acids)
Biological process (GO): intracellular iron ion homeostasis; iron ion transport; copper ion import
Cellular component (GO): plasma membrane
Molecular function (GO): ferric-chelate reductase activity
Source: RefSeq, a predicted model, not a curated record